This is a messenger RNA of Sporisorium graminicola, 765 nucleotides long. RefSeq lists its product as uncharacterized. The record is from RefSeq and is a predicted model, not a curated record. NCBI's taxonomy places the organism in Eukaryota, Fungi, Basidiomycota, Ustilaginomycetes, Ustilaginales, Ustilaginaceae. The coding region runs from base 1 to 765 and encodes 254 amino acids. The transcript has a single exon.
AUGGCCAGCUACCUCGCCAGCAAGGUGACCAAGCGCUAUGUCGGCGGGCAAGCCAAAAAGUACGAGCCUGAGGAUCCGCUGUACGAGUUCUACACCGCCCCCAACGGCAAGCAGAAGCGUCGCAAACGUGCCCUGCCACCGGGCCUCACACGCAAACAGGCCAACCUGCUCAGGAAGAUCAAAAAGCGUGCCCACUACCUCGACAAGGGCUUCCACGUCUGCGGCCUGCGGUUCGGAUGGACGUUCUUCAUCGGAAUCGUGCCCGGUCUGGGUGAUCUGGUGAAUGCGGUGCUCAACCACACGCUCGUGGUCAAUCCGGUCAAGAAGGAGUUCGACGACAGACCCGACUGGCUCAUCCGCCAGAUGAUGUUCAACAACGCUGUGUCCACCGGUGUGGGCUUUGUACCCUUGGUCGGAGAUGUGGUCAUGGCGGCAUGGAGGACCAACUCACGAAACGCAAAGUUGCUCGAGGAGCUGCUCCGGCUCCAGGGCGAGCAGAAUAUUGCUAAUGGGUUGCCGGACCUGACACCUCGCUCGCCCAACGAUCCGCACCCUGCGCAGAACGAGGCUCAGGCUCAUUUGCAGCAAUCCGCGGGGGCAGCGGGGGCAAACAGCUCCGUCGGCAACUCGACGUCGAACCUUGUGCAGAAUGGCAAUCAGGGCACGACGAAGGGUGCGGCACGAGUGCAGCAGCAGCCCAUGCAAGAUACCUCAAUUGCGCCCGCUUCCGGCGCUGCAGCCAAGAAGAAGUGGUACUCGCGCUGA